Bactrocera latifrons is the source of this 2893-nucleotide messenger RNA. RefSeq names its product UV radiation resistance-associated gene protein (gene Uvrag). The record is from RefSeq and is a predicted model, not a curated record. Gene Ontology annotation, molecular function: SNARE binding. NCBI's taxonomy places the organism in Eukaryota, Metazoa, Arthropoda, Insecta, Diptera, Tephritidae. The transcript is spliced from 6 exons. The coding region runs from base 602 to 2548 and encodes 648 amino acids. Gene Ontology annotation, biological process: SNARE complex assembly. Gene Ontology annotation, cellular component: lytic vacuole; endosome.
UUUGACAGAUUUUAGAUGGACGAAAACAUAAGUUUUCGUGCGAAAACCAGUUUUKCCGGUCGGUCCGAACAUAGUAUAAGCGGAAAAGAGAAACUUCAGCGAAUUGCUCAUAUUUACAUUAUCAUAUGACAGCGCUCCAUUACCAUAAAUGAUGUUCACUAUGAGUGUAAAAGUUUAAUCUAACUAUUUUGCGUGCGUGUAAGGUCGAAUAUCCCGUAAACUAAGCGUUUGCGGCCUCUUUUUUAAUCAGGAGGACUUCCUUUUUCCGACGGUGGCUUCAACUCGCGGCGACAUAGAAAUCGGAAUUGUGCUUUUUCUUAAUUAAAGGCUUGGAUAUGAUAAUACAAAAGCAUUCAUUAAACUUUUGUAUCAAAAGUGUGACGCAAAGCGAAGCGAAACUUCUUUGUGAAUUGGCCAUAAGAGUAUAUAUACUUAAGUAUAUAGUUUGAUUAUACAUACUUAUAUAGUUUGUUUAUCGACUUUCGAUUUGUUUUAUAAAAUUUGUAAAAGAUGGGUUAAGAAGUGUAUAUAAAGGUUGUUUUACAUCGGUUACUGUGCAGCAUUAAAAGCAAUAAUAAUAAGAGAAAUUUGAGAAAAGAAUAUGAGAACUCGACCUCGGUGCCGAACUUGGCUGCCAUUAUCUACUCAGCAGCUUCGUUUGCGAAAUCUUAUUAGGAUUGAAGGUAUAAAUAUUAAAUGUCAGGAAUCGGGGGCUUUGAUAUAUUAUACACUGCAUGAAACAGUCGAAAAAGAUGCUUUUUAUACAAGCGAAUUUUUGCCUCAUCGACAGGAUCAAAAUUGGGCUGAAAUUAUAUGUCCUAAAAUAUUUAAAGCCAAUGACCAAAGUGUUUGUGUCAAAGUGUGGGCGCACUUUAUAACUGGCUUACUAGAUAAAGAUUGCGUUCAACAAAUUGCUUGUGGUAAUACAGAGCCAUUAAGUGCCUUCUCAAAUAACCUUUGGUGUCCCCGUGAUGAUAAGGAAAAAAAUUCGCAAUAUAAACUUCUUUUCACUUGGGGAAUAUACCUUUCUGGUCUGACGCCAGUAAGUGAAAAAUACUUUUUAAAGUUAAAGGAAAAUUCUUUGCUUUUCUAUAUAAACGGAGGAUGCUUUACCUCAGCAAAACAUAUAAAUUCGGACAUUACAAUAGUUGACAAUUUCUGUCUUCUAAAUGAAGUGUUUCCACAUUAUGUUAAAAGUAGAUUAAACUCAUCAGACACGAAUGAUAUUGAAAAAGGAAAUGCAGUUUUUUGCAAAAACGCUGUAACUGCUCGUUACAUAAUUAUGUACUAUAAAAGAGAUGAUGUACGUAAAGGGUAUAGUUUGCAACAGCUUUUGAAGAUACAGGAAAUACAACGAAGAUGUUUACAAAAAUUAAGAGAAAGCAAAGAUAUUACUAUUGAAAUUCAACGAAAAUGCGUGCUAUGCGUCACAAAGGAACAACUUUCCAUUCCACUAAACUCUUCAUUUAAUAACUCAUUCACGAGGAAUUCUCAAAGAACCUCAAUGGGUCGAGCAUUAAGUGAGUUAUUUUCAGAGGAACGCCAWUUGAGUCCACAAAUUUUAUAUUGUGCCCAAAAUUUAAAUAAGCAAUUAGAAACCUUGCGAUUGAAACAAAGCCUCCUCCAAUUUGAGCAUAAAAGUUUUUCUCUUCGCUUACGUCAAAAAGCCAAAGGUUUAAUCCUUUUAAAUGAAAUCCGACACCAGGAUCAACUUUCUAUUCGAUCUCGUAAUCAACAGUUGCAUGACGAAAAAAAAGUGUUGAUAGAGCAGUAUCAGCAGAUAUAUCUUCUUCGAAAAAAAAAGGUCGAUAUCAUCCGAAAUACAGAACGGAGAAUGUCAGCAUUAUGUGUUGGCCUACGUGAAAUUUACCCCAUAGAAACAAAAACAAAUGCUUUCAAUACUAUCAACAACGUACCAUUUCCAAGUAUGGAAGCAUUGAUUAAUUAUACUAAGUCGCAUAAUACAAGCAGUUCGGAAAAUAUAUUGCCUAUUACAUUGAGUGUUUCACUGGGAUAUAUUGCUCAUUUAGUGCAGAUGAUUGCUUUUAUAUUCAACCGCCCUUUAAGAAAUGCAAUAAUACAUCAAGGUUCCCGCUCCCGAAUAAUUGAUACCGUAAAAGAGAUUCCGUUAUCGUGUUCAGAAUUUCCUCUUUAUAAUCGCUCAAAUAUACCAUCGAAGGCAGUAAAAUACGGAAUAUUCUUGCUAAACCAAAAUAUAGCUCAGCUUUGUUUCGAUAUUAUAGGACUGCGUUGUGAUAUGAGUUUGACACUUGAAAAUAUCCGUCAGAUAUUUCUUUAUCUAAGUGAAGUUCAAACUUUGGAUGAGAAAAAAAUGUGCCGCAAUAAGAGGGGCACCUUGAGUUACAAUGGUUGUACAAUUAUGGAUGGUAAUCUGCUCUCGAAUUCACAUUCAUCGAUCGAUAUAAAUAACUUGUCAGUUCCUUUGGUGACUGUAACACCAGAAAAUUCUUCGUCGCAAUUGGCAAAUAGCAUGCCAUUCCCAAUUGAAGGUGGCAUCAAUAUCAAACAAAGAUGGUCGAUUUGUUGAUUAUUCAAUUAUAUAAGGUUUCAUUUGUGGCCCAAUAACAAGUAGUAUGUGGGAAAAGUAAUUAAAUCCACAAUGACAAAAUCCGCCAUUUUCUUUUGUAUUCACGAUUCAAAAACAAAAUUUUUAAAUAUUUCAACCCAUGUUUUUUGAGUGAUAACCGAAAACGAUUAGAUUGUAAACAACACAAAUUCUAAAUGACCAUAAUGACUAUGAGUAGAUUCCCUGGUCCGUAUUAAUAAGUCAGUUCGUUUAUUACCUUGAAAUUGCCCAAAACCAAAACUGUUAAAAUGACUAGCAAGACUGAUGAUUAAAAUUUCAAGAAUUUUAAAUAUUAAUAAAACUUAA